AUGCACAUGUGGCGUAAAAGUGGAACCAUUAAUCCGUUGUGCCACAAUGAUCUGCAGUUUUCCGAUAGCCCCUGCGAUAAGGACACUACUGAGGCAUCAUCGCCUGUAGAUAAUUUGCCAGCUAUACAAGCUGUUAACGCUAAAAAGAGUUUUGAGGAGAAAAUGUUUGAACGAUCUCUUUUCUCCUGUAAGUUAACACCCUUCGGGCUCCAGUCCGACACACCCGCAUGCAAACGCCAGGCUAUUGAGUCUUCUGUGCACCAUCGCACCGCCGCUUCUUUCGUCUACAAAACCCGUGCACCUCGACGUGGUACCUGUUUGAUCAUCUCUGUGGAUGCAUUUAAGGUGGCCCUUCGUCUUCCCAAUCGACCGGGUGCUGGUGUGGACUUACGAAAACUGGAGGAUACCUUCCAUUUUCUGGAUUUUGACGUAAAAACAUAUCAGAAUCCAUCUGCUGCCCAAAUCCUCUCUAUCGUAGAAGCAGAAUCAUCUGCAAACCAUGCAGACGCUGACUGUUUUGCAUGUGUAAUCCUAACUCAUGGGGACGAUGCUGGUUCAAUUUACGGAACAGAUGGUCCCAUCUCUUUAGAUCAGCUUAUUCAUCCCUUCCGAGGGAAUACCUGUCCGUCUCUCGCUGGCAAACCAAAAAUGUUUUUCAUUCAGGUUUGUUCAAAAUUUCAUAGCAUGAUUUAA
Hydatigera taeniaeformis is the source of this 693-nucleotide messenger RNA. The record is from the annotation of a GenBank genome assembly. NCBI's taxonomy places the organism in Eukaryota, Metazoa, Platyhelminthes, Cestoda, Cyclophyllidea, Taeniidae.